UAUCUCUAUGGCCGACGUUGACGUCUGUCUCCAUCAAAUAGAAACGUAAGUUUGGUCCGUGGGGAGAGGCAACUGUUAUGGAAGUGGUUGCCUCUUGAAUUUACUUCACUGUAUUUUCACUCAUUCUAAAUGGAAUAACAUCUUUGGGGGUUCACUGCUUGUUAAAUUAAUUAGGGAUAUAGAAACUGAGCGAAAAGCAUGGCAUGAUAGAGAAAGGACUCUCUGGAAAGAGCUCGCGCGUUAUUUAUUUUCUCCUGACCGCUUCAUGUUUGUGGACAGCGCGACAAAACAUACGCAGUUGUCUAACUUGUGCACGUUAAAACUGAGUUUCUAACAAAGUUUGUGAUAGUCGCGGUAAAUUAAGUUUCAACAGGCUCACGCGGUGCUUGUGUUGUUGAAUUCGUCUUGGAGUUCAAAUAUAGCCUAGCCGACGCUCGGUCAAAACAAGCAGUUAUAUCUGCAUGUAAAUAUAUGGAUUGUAGUAUAUGGCCCUCGUCUGCUGUUGCAAAAUGCAAUGGGACUAACUGAGGCCUUUGGACCGCCAGAAUAUCUUUGCUUCACUUUCAAGCCUGAUGACCAGGUCUGGCAAGGACAUUCAAAAAUGUGAACCGGUGAUUGAUACUCUACCAGAUUAGUUGUGCACCAGUAGCAAUGGAGCGGAGCAAACGCAACUCCAUUGCUGGGUUCCCCAUGCGGCCAGAUCGGCUGGAGGACCCAGAUUGUGGAGGAGGAGGAGCAGAAACCAGUCUGGCACCACUGGAUAGGGUGUGUCCCUCGUCUUACCGGGCCCUCAUUAGUGCCUUUUCUUGCCUGACCCGACUUGAUGACUUCAUCUGCGAGCGGAUUGGCUCUGGGUUUUUUUCAGAGGUCUACAAGGUGCGCCACAGAGCUUCGGACCAGGUAAUGGCUCUAAAGAUGAACAAGCUGAGCAGUAAUCGUGCCAACAUGCUGCGCGAAGUUCAACUCAUGAACAGACUCUCUCACCCCAACAUACUCAGAUUUAUGGGGGUGUGUGUACAGGAAGGUCAACUCCAUGCUCUCACAGAGUACAUUAAUGGUGGCAACUUGGAGCAGCUGCUGGACAGCAAUAAGUACCUGAGCUGGGCCACACGGGUCAAACUGGCCUUAGAAAUCGCCAUGGGCCUCAGUUACCUACACUCCAAGGGCAUUUUUCACAGAGAUCUCACCUCCAAGAACUGCCUGAUCAAGUCUGAUGAGAAUGGCUACACUGCGAUCGUCGGAGACUUCGGCCUUGCCGAGAAAAUCCCCAGUCAUGAUUUUGAGGGGGAGAAGCUGUCCGUGGUGGGAUCCCCAUUCUGGAUGGCUCCAGAAGUGUUGAGAGACGAGCCGUAUAACGAGAAGGCUGAUGUCUUUUCGUAUGGCAUUAUUUUGUGUGAGAUAAUUGCAAGGAUACAGGCUGACCCUGACUACCUACCACGCACUGAAAACUUUGGCUUAGAUUACCACGCCUUCCAGCACAUGGUUGGAGAUUGUCCUUCAGACUUCCUGCAGCUUGCCUUCAACUGUUGCAAUAUGGAUCCAAAGCUCAGGCCCUCAUUCCCAGAUAUAGUAAAGAGGCUGGAAGAAAUCCAGAAAAAGCUGAAAGCUGAUGAAUCCGAGAGGGAGAGAAUGCUACUAACCGCCGGAGAGGUGGAGAAAAAACCCUUGCCUAAAGGUCCAGGUGAAAAGGGUAUAAAGAGGUUAAAUCCUCUUGUUUUUCAGGAUGACAAGAUUCCACCCAAGUCCCCCCGUCCACGUCGAAACAUCUGGCUUUCCCGUAGCCAGUCUGACAUUUUCUCUCGUAAGCCUGCUCGCAAAGUGAACGUCCAGGACCCUUACUACAACCCAGGACCUAGGGGCUUCAUACACGGGCAACCGAAAGUCAACCCUUUCAGUGCCAGAGAGGACUUAAAAGGUGGCAAGAUCAAGUUUUACGACAUGCCCAGCAAGUCUGUCUUCUCGCUCAUGUUUGAUUUGCAUUCACCUCACGGCAGUCAAAGCUCAUACCAGCCUCAUCCCAACAUCAGCAUGGGAGCCUCCGGAAACAACUGCACCCCAUCCUGGCCGGAGACCUGGCAGCUGCCAGGUCGCCAGUGCCACUCACUCCCCGUCUCUCCCAAGCUGCCCCACUCGGAUGUCUUCUUCUCAUCUCACCCCACGUCCAAAAGCGAGGCUGGACAGCCCGGCGGUGAAAGCAAGCAAAAAGCAUUGAGCAGCAGGGCUAAGAAGUACGCUGUUACCGAGAUCCCUCCGUACAAACCGCGAGCUGAAAGACAGGAGGAAGUGGGAGCUGCAGAGGACUGGUCGUCUCUGGUACCCUCUGAAGGAGGAGAAGCGGAGGCCAUGGACUGCUCCAGCAGCAGAGGAAGCUCUGCAGACAAUAAGGACACAAUCCUCAGCCAGAUACAGAACAGAAGCCUCAGUGGUUUAUGCGAGGACAUGGAGGCUGAAGACCAGGAUGGCUUGAUGAUCUCCAACAAGAACUCGCUCACGCUGAGCAUGUCUGUGGAGCCACAGGAACUCUGUCCAUAUUUUUUGAAAAUUUCAUUUCCUUCUUUUGGUUCAUAA
Sinocyclocheilus grahami is the source of this 2568-nucleotide messenger RNA. Its product is annotated as dual specificity testis-specific protein kinase 2-like. The record is from RefSeq and is a predicted model, not a curated record. The transcript has 11 exons. Gene Ontology annotation, cellular component: cytoplasm; nucleus. NCBI's taxonomy places the organism in Eukaryota, Metazoa, Chordata, Actinopteri, Cypriniformes, Cyprinidae. Gene Ontology annotation, biological process: protein phosphorylation; actin cytoskeleton organization. Gene Ontology annotation, molecular function: ATP binding; protein serine/threonine kinase activity. The coding region runs from base 652 to 2568 and encodes 638 amino acids.